CCCCGCCCCUGGAGCUGGCGGCGCAGGGCGCAGCUUCCCGCCGCCCGAGCGGGCCAGCCUGCUGCGUGCGUGCGUGUGUACGCUUGUGCGUGCGUGCGUGCGUGCGUGCGUGCCGUCAGCUCGCCGGGCACCGCGGCCUCGCCCUCGCCCUCCGCCCCUGAGCCUGCACCGCGUAGAACGACCCCCCCCCAGCGCGCGCACCCCGUCGAAGACCCUCACCCGUGCCCCGACUGGUCCCCGCUUUUUUGUAAAACUUGAAGCGGGCGCGGCAUUAACGCUUCCCGCCCCGGUGACCUCUCAGGGGUCUCCCCGCCAAAGGUGCUCCGCCGCUGAGGAACAUGGCGAAGGUGGAGCAGGUCCUGAGCCUCGAGCCGCAGCACGAGCUCAAAUUCCGAGGUCCCUUCACUGAUGUUGUCACCACCAACCUGAAGCUUGGCAAUCCGACAGACCGAAAUGUGUGUUUUAAGGUGAAGACUACAGCGCCACGUAGGUACUGUGUGAGGCCCAACAGUGGAAUCAUUGAUGCAGGGGCCUCAAUUAAUGUAUCUGUGAUGUUACAGCCUUUCGAUUAUGAUCCCAAUGAGAAAAGUAAACACAAGUUUAUGGUUCAGUCUAUGUUUGCUCCAACUGACACUUCAGAUAUGGAAGCAGUAUGGAAGGAGGCAAAACCGGAAGACCUUAUGGAUUCAAAACUUAGAUGUGUGUUUGAAUUGCCAGCAGAGAAUGAUAAACCACAUGAUGUAGAAAUAAAUAAAAUUAUAUCCACAACUGCAUCAAAGACAGAAACACCAAUAGUGUCUAAGUCUCUGAGUUCUUCUUUGGAUGACACUGAAGUUAAGAAGGUUAUGGAAGAAUGUAAGAGGCUGCAAGGUGAAGUUCAGAGGCUACGGGAGGAGAACAAGCAGUUCAAGGAAGAAGAUGGACUGCGGAUGAGGAAGACAGUGCAGAGCAACAGCCCUGUUUCAGCGCUAGCCCCAACUGGGAAGGAAGAAGGCCUUAGCACCCGGCUCUUGGCUCUGGUGGUUUUGUUCUUUAUUGUUGGUGUAAUUAUUGGGAAGAUUGCCUUGUAGAGGUAGCAUGCACAGGAUGGUAAAUUGGAUUGAUGGAUCCACCAUAUCAUGGGAUUUAAAUUUAUCAUAACCAUGUGUAAAAAGAAAUUAAUGUAUGAUGACAUCUCACAGGUCUUGCCUUUAAAUUACCCCUCCCUGCACACACAUACACCGAUACACACACACAAAUAUAAUGUAACAAUCUUUUAGAAAGUUAAAAAUGUAUAGUAACUGAUUGGGGGGGGGAAGAAUGAUCUUUAUUAAUGACAAGGGAAACCAUGAGUAAUGCCACAAUGGCAUAUUGUAAAUGUCAUUUUAAACAUUGGUAGGCCUUGGUACAUGAUGCUGGAUUACCUCUCUUAAAAUGACACUCUUCCUCGCCUGUUGGUGCUGGCCCGUGGGGAACCGGAGCCCAGCGUGGUGGGGAGUGAGGUCAUCUCCACACAGUAGUCCCCACGUGGCCCACUCCUGGCCUAGGCUGCUUUCCAUGUCUUCAGUUCUGUCCAAGCCAUCAGCUCCUUGGGACUGAUGAACAGAGUCAGAAGCCCAAAGGAAUUGCACUGUGGCAGCAUCAGACGUACUCGUCAUAAGUGAGAGGCGUGUGUUGACUGAUUGACCCAGCGCUUUGGAAAUAAAUGGCAGUGCUUUGUUCUCUUAAAGGGACCAAGCUAAAUUUUUAUUGGUUCAUGUAGUGAAGUUGAACUGUUAUUCAGAGAUGUUUAAUGCAUAUUUAACUUAUUUAAUGUAUUUCAUCUCAUGUUUUCUUAUUGUCACAAGAGUACAGUUAAUGCUGUGUGCUGCCAAACUCUGGUGGGUGAACUGGUAUUGCUGCUGGAGGUCUGUGGGCUCCUCUGUCUCUGGAGAGUCUGGUCAUGUGGAGGUGGGGUUUAUUGGAAUGUUGGAGAAGAGCUGUCAGGAAGUGUUUUUCUGGGUCAGUAAAUAACAACUGUCAUAGGGAGGGAAGUUCUCUGUAGUGACAGUCAACUCUAGGUUACCUUUUUAAAUGAAGAGUAGUCAGUAUUCUAGAUUGUUCUUAUACCACCUCUCAACCAUUACUCAUACUUCUAGCACCCAGGCCCAAGUCUGAGCCUAACCUCUCCUUGGGGACCUAGCUUGGAGUCAGGACGAAUGGAUCGGGGUGCAGAAGGUUAGAAUCGAGGGCACCAGCAGUUGGGGGUGGGGAGCAGUGGGGGAGAGAGACUCUUCAGCUAAUCCUUCUAGUACUAGUUGAGAGUUUGACUGUGAAUUAAUUUUAUGCCAUAAAAGACCAAUCCAGUUCUGUUUGACUAUGUAGCAUCUUGAAAAGAAAAAUUAUAAUAAAGCCCCAAAAUUAAGAAUUCUUUUGUCAUUUUGUCACAUUUGCUUUAUGGGGGGAAUUUUUUAUCAUUUUUAUUAUUUUGCCAUUGGAAGGUUGACUUUAAAAUGAGCUCCAUCACUGGGAAAUAUGUGUUUCAUGAUUUAAAUGUACGUGUGUGUGUGUGUGUGUGUGUGUGUGUAUAUAUAUAUAUAUUUUUUUGGUUGUCUUCAGCUGACAGUAUGAAAAAUAAAACUGCUGAAAAAGCUGAGCACCUGGUCACCCUUGGCCUUCCAUUGCUUUGGCCUUCAGUAAAAAGCAGCCUCGCUUCUAGGUCAGGGAACCAUGCCAUUGAGACUAAUAACAGGCGUUCUGGGCACAGUCCCACUGUGCACAGGUUUGAGAGGACAGGUUCAUCAGAAGGAAGGCAGUCCUUAGAAGUCACAUACGUCAAGCCACAUUGCUCCUAAGCCUGGCUGUGUUAAGCUGGGUCAGGGGCCUUGAAACGGGAGAAGUGGAAGUCUGUGGUUGGUCUGAGUAAGGAACUUCCUGUCUUCAUGAAAAAAGUUGACUUUGAAUCCCAGGUACUCACAGAAAUGGUGAGCAGACUUAGUUGUUACCCAGGCACCCAUGGAUUGCGUUGAGUGUGCAGACAGGGAGGUCACCCCAAUAUGAAUUUGUCUCCAGGUUUUUUCCCACGUGGCCCCCAGUACUUAUAAAAGGAAGUGAAAAGACCGAACUGUAAGGCACAUGCCUUCUGCUGCCUGAUUUUCCGUGAGGAGAAUAAAAUUUGCUAAUUGUAGGUGCUGCAGCCGGUUAAGUCCUUCUGUAGCUUCCAGGCCCUCAUGUCCUUGCCCUCAUGGAGAGUGCUUAGAUGGUCUGCAACAUACCUAGGGGUACAGUACAGUCCCAUUACACUAGAGCAGGGCUCUCUUUGUUUUUAAAGGAUAUGGCCGUGUGUUUUGAUAAAACUUUAUUCACAAAAACAGCCAGGUCAUGGGAUUUGGCCUUUGAGUCUGUGGCAGUUCUUAAAAAGAAUAUUGAGAAACUACUCUGUUUUAGACCUUUGAAUGUGAUUUAGAGUUUUGUGUACAUCUAGGAAAAGGUGUUCAGCUUCUCAGAGGAUGUGGACAUUUUGGUUGCGGCUAAAAAUCAGCCUCUGAAGUCUCUCUCCCUUCUAGAGGUUAGCACUUGUUGAACACGUUUGUGGGGUUUUUGGCUGAGUGGCAGAAGGAAAAUCCUCAGGAAGAGAAGCAGGUGAGUGAUGAGAAGGUUGGUUAUUUUCUCAGUCAUCCUGGCAGCCAAAAAUGUGCCAGGAAAAGAAGGCGUGGCUCCUGGAGAACUUGGAGAUGCAUGCACAUUUAGGGUGUCUUUCCUAGAAUUACAUAAUGAAAACAAGAGUAAGGCAAAGAGGAGGUGAAUAUGGGGCCUGUCACAACGGCCUGCCCUGCCCCAAGAGGUUAAGAGUCGGAUAAUCGGGAUGAAACUGGCAUGGAAAGAGCGAGGCUGAGGAGGGUGCCGCCGGGCAGUGUGCAUGGGGGAGCUGCUACCAGACUGCCCUCCAAUCUGCUCCUGUGUUACUGGCUCCACAGCACCUCAGAGAGGGCAGCCUUGGCUUCAGAAAUGCCAGUCAUAGUGCUCACAAAUGCAGAAGAGAUGGAAGCGGUGACAGAAUCCUGAAAGUUUUUAUUGAUUGACGUUUUAAAUUGGUAAUUUAAGCUUCCUUGGCACGAUACAAAAUACCUCUUAAAGACAGCAGGCUGUUUUAUUUGUAGGUGUGAGGAACUGGCUUCAACUUUUUUCUCCUCCUAGUUUGCAUGUUUUCCCCUCUCUAGUCUUCUAAACUGCUGGCACCAGCAGUAAUACAUACUGAUAAAAUCAAAAUUGAUUUUUACCAGUGGCCAGUUUAUGGCUAGAGAGACGGCUUAUACCUCCUUAACACAGAAGGGGGAAAAAUGAAGAACCUUCAAUGAUCCGUGAAAACCUAAAUGCUUUCAAACAAAUCCUAGGGACAGAAUUGCUAUCGAAAGAUAUCAGUGCCCGACUUGCAGGCUGUGUUGAGUCAGAUAGAACUGAAUGUAGUGAGAACUCAGAGCUAAAGAGCCUUUCAGAUUAAUUUGAAACCAGGCUGUGUGUGUGCAUGCAUGUGUGCAUGUGUAGUAUAUGUGCCAUGUGUCUUUGGCUUGACAGUUUUCAAAUCGUGCCUUUAUUUUUUGCCUACACAAAGUUUUGUAUUUGCAAACUCAGAAUCCAUGCCAAAAUACCAUGUCAUUUGUCAUUUUUAGCUCCUUCUCUAAAGGAAUGGCCCAUUUCUCAUUGUAGUUUGAGAAAUAUGUGUAUCAAGAGAGAGGGGUCUUGGGCUUCCCAGUGUCACUGUGAACACCUGAAUAACAUUUAACCCCUGAGACCUUCUCGCUGUAGAGGCCAGUGCUUCCCCCUGCUGGACAUGACAUUUCAUUGAAGGACCUCUCGUGGCUUCCCCUGCCCUGGGCUGUCUGGCCUGAAGGAGAAAAGAACCAAACUAAACUAUGAAAAGUUACCACUCUGAGACCUCUCUUAAUUAAGCUUGGGGCCAUGUUUGCUUUUGAGAAGGAGUGUUCUCAAAGAUAGGCUGGAAUGGAAUUGUAUUUAGAAAGGUCCCUGCAAAGUAUAGAUGGAUGACUCUAGUUCAUGACACACAAAUCCCAUAAGGCCAACGACCACUCUUCUGGAACACCAAGAGCAGCUCUGAGAUCAUGCAUGCCCUACGCGAAUUGAGUUUCUGUGACCUAAUUGGAUUUGGAGAACGCCUUCCCUGCCCCCCCUUUUCCUCAGACAGAUCUGCUCUGAUAGGAACCUUUUCAAGCAAGUUACUGUUGUUUCAAUGCCAUUCCUUACCUGUAUAGAACAUUUCCAGUACAUUCGCUCAUUGAACUUAAUCCUUGCAACUGUACUGGGGGGUGGGUGGCUCUGUUUGCAUAUGAAGAAAUAAAGGCUCCAGGAGGUUAAAUUGGGCAACUUUUUAGAACUAAAUCAGUCUCUGUAAGGCCUGCAUUGCUAAGAUACCAUUUCAGCUCUGAAAAUCUGCUUCAGGGAACUGAGUGGAUGAAGCCUUCCUCCUUCAGCUACUCUGCCCGUCUGUACAUCUUUUAUGUGUCUGCCUCCAUACCUGUUAUUUUCACACUAAAGUAAGUAGAAUUAAGACUGUAGUUCACAUGCUUUUUCUUUUUCUGUUGGAAACUGAACACACUCUAGACAGUGAAAGAAAGUGCAUAUUCCAUUUUCUCAUUGCCUGAAGAUCUCUGCCCGAUGCUCCUGGGGAAUGACUUUGGGGGCUUUAGAAAGAAUAUUACCAGUCUGUCUCGGCAAGGAGAUGAUGGGAACGCUUUGUAUGGAGGCUUUACAUGACUUGUAAAUUAAAUGUGAAUGAGGGCAGUUCAUUAAAAUUGGUAUUACAGAAGUGCCCUGCCGAGGUUUGAAAACAGCUGAGCUGCCGAUGUCUCAGGCCUCUCCCUGAAUUAGCACUGCGUUUCUCCAGGAAAUCAGCUAAGGGAGCAAGUAAUAGAAGCCCCUGAUAAGGAGCAUCAGCCGAGAGGCAAGCUUGGGAGGCUGUGGGAAUGGGUCUGCUACCAGCUUCACAGACCUCUUCCUCCAGCCUCUGAAUCCCGUUAGGCACAACGUUAGCACAUGAGGCUCAGCCACCAAGAACAUUAGCUGGGGUGCACGAGCUCGCCCACUCCUGUGCCGAGGGACCCUGACCUCCCUCCAUGCCAUGUUUUUAGCUGUGUCUAUGGCACUUAACAAUAGGGGGCUUCAUUUUAUUUAAGUUACAGAGAAGUAUUUUGAAAAAUUUAAAAGACAUGAACUCACAUAAACAGUUAUGGAUAAUAGUUAAAAGGGAAACCGGUGGAGGUGGAUGAGAGGUUGUCUUCAUGAAUAUAAUUGAGAUUUCUUUUUCUUAAUGGAAUUAAUUUGUUAGAAAAUGUCUGCGUUAAAUCUGUAGAAAAAGAAGAAAAGUGUAGGCCGGGCGCGGUGGCUCACGCCUGUAAUCCCAGCACUUUGGGAGGCUGAGGCAGGCGGAUCAUGAGGUCAGGAGAUCGUGACCAUCCUGGCUAACAUGGUGAAACCCCGUCUCUACUAAAAAAAAAAAAUUCAAAAAAAUUAGCCGGGCGUGGUGGCGGGUGCCUGUAGUCCCAGCUACUCGGGAGGCUGAGGCAGGAAAAUGGCGUGAACACAGGUGGUGGAGCUUGCAGUGAACCGAGAUCGCGCCACUGCACUCCAGCCUGGGCGACAGAGCAAGACUCCGUCUCAAAAAAAAAAAAGGAAGAAAAGUAUAGCAACAAAAAUGUAGCUAUUAUCUAACUUGCCAUAAAUAUUUGCAAUUAUGAUACCUUGGAAUGUUGCCACGAUAUGGAUUGCUUUGAUUAAAAGAUGUCAGUUGAAUAAAACAGUACUAUGGGAGAAUCGCUUUCUGCUGCUAGAUAAAUGCUGAUGUUUAUUUUUAAACCAGGAAACAUUGAUCCUGUAACAAUGCCCGAUUACAACUGCUUUAUUACACCCCAGGGCUGAUGGAGAGGUAAUCACUUGGCUAAUGGAUGUGGGUGCAGGACGGAUGCUCACUUGCUGGCCUGCUUUCCUGCUGGCAUUCUGAUGAGCCGCAGGAGCCCACCUGGGCUUCUGCAGGUGGAGCUUCUGUCAGAGCUUCGUUUCAGUGAUACCCAAAGCCAUGUCUGACUGAAAUAAAACAGGUUCCCUUUUUUUCCCCUUUGGAAAAUGCCGACUAAGGGAGACUAAUCAGAUAUCUUAACACAAUUUCAUCCAGGCUUAGUGCUAACAAGAUUGCGGGGCUUUUUAGGGUUUAAGAUGAUGAGAAAUUAGUGUGCGCGUUUCACACGUUGACUUGCUGGUGUUUCCAUGUCAUACAAAAAAGUCUGGCUGUGUCUCCGAACUGGCUGCCUGCAUUCCCAUCUUUCUUUUGUUUUUACGAAAUAGACUGAAUUCAGCUGUUAAUCCUCUCGUGCAGCAUCCAUGUUAAAGUGUUUUUCCAUUGCAUCUUUUGUGUGAAUUCAAAGGUCAGAAUUUAUUGUCUGUGAUACUGAGACCAUGUGUACAAGAACUACUUUUUGCUUUUCAUCAUUCACUCCUUAGCAAACGUUUCAUAAGUACCGUCUGUCUGGCUGCUACUAUAUGAGGUGCUGAGAAAUUAGUCAGGGGGAGUGACUUUUUAUAUUUUUCAUUCGUAUGUAGCCUAAGUAAGGUGAUUCAAGCUUAUACACUGACAGAAAAAUGCAAAAUAUAUUUGGUUCUCAUUUCUGUUGCUGUCGUUUCCUUUUUAAAGACUAUUUAUAAACUGCUGCCAUUUGGAACUUCUAUAAGAAACUAAAAGUGAUCUAUUUCAGUGUUCCCUUCACCUUUCCUCUCCUUUUUGAAUAAAUGGUUUCAGUAACCCAUGCUGUUCUCUCCCUAUUCUACGUCUUUUUCCCUAUGUUGAAAAAAGAUUCCUGCAGUUUCUAAUGUGUUUAUUGUCUUCGAUGUAUGUUAACAUUUUAGAAACUGAGUAUCUUAAGAGAUGUCUUAGAAUGCUUUAGUUUUCAUAAUUUUUCCUUUCUGUAGUUUUCAUUGUAUUUGCUGUUUUGACAUGGAAGUCAUUUAAAAAGUUGGUGCAGGAAAGGACUCUUUACCAUUGCACAUUUUGGUUAUCUGAUAUGUAAUAAACCCAUGGCUUGGCAGCUGACAUGAUGUUUCCCAGAGAGAAGGAGAUGUAUUUCUGCAGGGUCCAGACCGAAAGAGCCAUUAACAGCAUGUUCUCCCAUGUUCCAUAUCAACCUGAUGAAACCUGCCCUGCCAAGGCAUAAACUUUUGUAUUAGCUGUCUCCAUAUUAUGUUCAAUAAAUUCUGUGCUCUGAAUAUAUUUAAA
Molecule: messenger RNA, 8239 nt
Organism: Chlorocebus sabaeus (green monkey)
Lineage: Eukaryota; Metazoa; Chordata; Mammalia; Primates; Cercopithecidae
Gene: VAPB
Product: VAMP associated protein B and C
Biological process (GO): endoplasmic reticulum membrane organization
Cellular component (GO): plasma membrane; endoplasmic reticulum membrane
Molecular function (GO): FFAT motif binding
Source: RefSeq, a predicted model, not a curated record